Molecule: messenger RNA, 2719 nt
Organism: Podarcis muralis (Common wall lizard)
Lineage: Eukaryota; Metazoa; Chordata; Lepidosauria; Squamata; Lacertidae
Source: RefSeq, a predicted model, not a curated record
GGCGAUUGGGCUGCAUCCUGCCCCCGGGCCUUAGUUUGCCUACCCCUGGUCUAGGGUCUAGAGGCAUGUGCAGUAACUGUUUGGUUUGUUAGAAAAGGUGUAAUUUGAGGCACAUUUAGCCAGUUCCAGAUGUUGUCUAACUUUGCUUAAUAUUUGUUCGCCAGUCAAAGGUAUGCCAUCUGUGUAAAUGUCUCCGACCCUAAAUAAAUCUAUUUCUCCAUUGUUCACAUCAAAGAGCUGCUCUCUGCUUUGAAGUGCAUCGUGGCAACAGAAUCUGGUUACCAUCCAGGCCCUCUUGACCUUUGAGGAGGUGGCUGUGUUUUUCACGGAGGAGGAGUGGGCUCUGCUGGAUCGUGGCCAAAGAGCUCUGCACAAGGAAGUCAUGGAGGAGAAUUAUGAGAUGGUGGCCUCUCUAGAUUCAGACCUCAGUUCCUGUUGGGAAGAAGAACAAGGUCCAUUCCUCCAGGACCCCAAAGAAGGAGAGACCUCAGCAGGUAAUGGGCAGAAGAGUGAGAAUUAUGGUGAGCCAUCUGUGGUGUCUGUAGAAAAUGUGGGGCAUGAAGCACAGAAAGAGACCUUUGUAAAUCAACGAUCACCUGAAAAGCAUGUAGGAAAUGUGUUGAAGAACUGGAAAACCAAAUCCCUUACUACUCAGGACACUGAUGUCCGUGUAUCACUGAGUCCACAGGAAGAAUUCACAGGAAGUAGCAGUGUGGAGUGUGGAAAGAGCUUCAGUCAGAGUGGAAGCAUUAGUUUACAUCAAAGAACCCAAGCAGGGGAGAAAGUGUUUCAAUGCACGGAAUGUGGAAAGAGCCUCAGUAGUGCUGGUAACCUUGUCAAGCAUACAAAAACCCACAAAGGAGAGAAACCAUUCAAAUGCAUGGAGUGUGGAAAGAGCUUCAGCCAGAGUGGAAACCUUAUUGCACAUCAAAGAACCCACACAGGGGAGAAACCAUAUGAAUGUAUGAUAUGCAGGAAGAGUUUCAGUCUCAAUCACCAUCUUACUUUACAUCAAAGAAGCCACACCGGAGAAAAACCAUUUAAAUGUAUGGAGUGUGGAAAGAGCUUCAGCCAGAGCGGAAACCUUAUUGCACAUCAAAAAACCCACACAGGGGAGAAACCAUUAAAAACUAUGGAGUGUGGAAAGAGUUUCAAUCUCAAUACCCAUCUUUCUUUACAUCAGAGAAACUGCACAGGGGUGAAACUGCAUAAAUGCAUGGAGUGUGGAAAGAGCUUCACUUGUAGGAGUGCACUUACAGAACAUCUACGAAUCCACACAGGAGAGAAACCAUAUGAAUGCAUAGAUUGUGGAAAGCACUUCCGCAUUGGGAGUGUCCUUACUUUACAUCAAAAAACCCAUGCUGGGAAUAAGCCAUUUAAUUGUAUGGAGUGUGGAAAGAGCUUCAACCAGAGCGGAACCCUUACUGCACAUCAAAGAAUUCACACUGGGGAGAAACCAUUUAAAUGUAUGGAGUGUGGAAAAAGCUUCAGUCAGAGCGGAAGCCUUACUGCACAUCAAAGAAUUCAUACUGGGGAUAAACCAUUUAAAUGUAUGGAGUGUGGAAAGAACUUCAGUCAGAGUGGAAACCUUACUUUACAUCAAAGAACUCACACCAGGGAGAAACCAUUUAAAUGUAUGGAAUGUGGAAAGAGUUUCAGUCUCAAUCACCACCUUACUUUACAUCGAAGAACCCACUGCACAUCAAAGAACACUUACAGGCAAAGUGAACAUGAGAAGUAACUGGCCGACUUAUAGAGAGCUGCUAACCGAAGUGGAAAAUCAGUUAAAAUUAAAAUAUUUUGAAGAGAUAAGGGAACUAGUAACAGAUUGGUUACAGUAUUUUCUCCCCCCCCCCAAUAAUUUUUAUUAAGUUUCCAUUUGCCAGAUUAAACAUAUCAUACCAAUUAGUCCAAAUUAUAUCAAUACAGAUCAUAAAGUCCAAAUGUUUUCCAAAUUAAAUUUUUUUGUGUGGGGGGUACCCAUGCUUCUCGAUCGUCAGGAAUCCAAACAUCGAAAUUCGUGCUGCUUUUCCUCACUGCAAUGAUGUUUCCAGUCACAUCUUCUCAUCUUUGUCAUUAUUCAUUUUCCUUUUCUGUCACCUCCGAGUUUUCUCCACAAGUGGAUUGAAAGGAACAGUCUUAUUUUGUCUCUGUGUGGGUUUUGUAAUGCUCUCUCGUAUGUCUCUCACAGAAAUCCAACAAUCAAGUUUUCGAGCAGACACGCCAUCUUGUCAUUCCGAUGAAAUACAAUCUAAAUGUCCACUUGUUUACUUUCCAGACCCGCUGCCUCAUAAUUAGUCUUCCAGGAGGAUAACAGCCCUUUCAGAUUUACGAUUCCAGCCUGAUAUCCAAGCGGCUCUUCCUCCCUAGACCAUCCAUCUUGCAGCCAAAGUCUGCCUACGCAUCGAAACAUUUCUUGCUGCGUCACCGAGAGAGACUCACUUCUUUCCAAAUCUUUCACAAACAUAUUAUUUUUUCCACACAGUUCAUUUUCUCUCCCACUUGCAAAUUGGUCGUCGAGACGGUUUUUUAAGGCGGAGGGUUAUUAAAUACUCACAUAAAAAUAAAAAUAAAAGUCUCCCCCCCCUUUCGUACCAUUCCACAUACCAACAUGUCGGCCGUUCUCUGAUGUUAUCACUGUUCCUUCCGUCCUUCCGUCCCGAUCUUCUCUCAGUGGUAAAAUUAUUAGCAGAUAAAAGCAUUCCUGACUUCUCUUGAA